Rubroshorea leprosula is the source of this 1410-nucleotide messenger RNA. The record is from the annotation of a GenBank genome assembly. Lineage: Eukaryota; Viridiplantae; Streptophyta; Magnoliopsida; Malvales; Dipterocarpaceae.
UCCUCGCUUCUCUAAAUUGCACUUCUCGCCUUCAAUAAAUCCCUUUCUCUCUUUCCUCGAUCGGAGCUCAUUGCUGUGGGAUCUCAUUGUCGUCAAAGCUCAUCAGUGACGGCAAAACGCUAGAUGUUGUUGUGCACGCUUCUUUUCUCCAAAUCAACCUAGAGUUCGCUAUCAAGACAGGGGCCUAGGGUUCGGCGUGCCUCACUACCAGCCUCAACCAAUUUCAAUUCAUUUGAGACAUUUAGCUAAUCCUAACUCUAAAACCAGAGACUAUGUCUUGAAGCAGAAAACAAAAAUUGUCGAAGAAAAGGGAAAGAUCGAAGGAGCAAACCGAAGAGAAAUCACUAGAUGAACCCAAGGUCGUGGGAUAGCAAGAUUGAAAAGUGAUAUUGUCAGGAUGUUUUCAGGUAAGCUGCUAGCUGAAAAGGUAUCAUGAAAUUUAUUUUGACAGUUUGACAGUUUCUAUAAAUCUCUUUUCUUGUUUUUACCAAAAUGAAGUGUUGGAUCAUUCAAUUAUAAUUUAUUUUGUGAUUGUUAUUCAAAGCAGACAGGGCUUAUGAGGAAAACACUUAUAUUCUUCCAACUCAAUUAUUUUAGUUUCAAACUCGAGGGGGGCAUGGUGGUGGUGAAUCCAGACAUCAUGAUGGGUCCUGUUAUCUCCCCAACUCUUAAUGCUAACAUUAGUACUAUUAACACUCCAAGGUAGUAUUCUUGGCAGACUAAUGCUGCAGUUUCUAUUCAAGUGAGUUUUCCUCUGUACUACUUGUUAACCCAAUUUCUAUUCAACUCUUUUUUCUAUAAUUUAAUUUUCAUGCAAGUCAAUUUUGUUGCUCUUCUCAACAUGCUACCUGAUUGUAACGUGAUCCAAUUUGGUUUAUCUAAUAUUUAAAGGGCUUUUUGGCCUGUACCUCAUGUAUUUGAAGUUUUUGGUCAAUUAAGUGUAUGUUAUGUUGCCUAGUAGGAGAAUUAGUAGAAACUGAUUAGAUCAUUGUUAUGUUACUCUAUUUUGGGUGUCGAGGUUUUGUUUAAUCAUGUAAGCUGGAGGAUUUCCUGAUCUUAGACUCUAGAAUGAAUUUUUUCAAAUUGUUUCAGGCUGUGCUGAUCCAUAUGAGAAAUUUUUCUUGGGAUCUAUUCAUUUCAAGCAUAUUGCGUUGCCACAUCUUCUGGUGUACGAGAAUAAAUCAGCUAGCGGAAGGCACUUGAGUGUUGAAGCUAUUACUCAUUAUGGUGAUGGACUAGAAUUCUUAGUGACCAUAGAAGAUGCUAUUAUGCUUGGACUAGAAUUUUUAGUUAAAGUUUCUUGUAAUAGGUAAUUAGAUAAACCUUUCAAAAUUGUAUUUUUCAGCUAAAUAAACCCCUCAUAUAUGUGUUUUGUAUUAUCUUUUUAGUUAAUAUAAGUUUAAUAAGCAU